This is a messenger RNA of Rotaria sp. Silwood1, 2364 nucleotides long. The record is from the annotation of a GenBank genome assembly. NCBI's taxonomy places the organism in Eukaryota, Metazoa, Rotifera, Eurotatoria, Philodinida, Philodinidae.
AUGGAUCGUCAAUCAACAACAUUUAUAUUAAUGAAAAUAAUUCGAGAUUUAAAUUUCAAUACAAAUAUUGAGGCUCGUGAACAACUACUACGUUUUGUUCAAGAUCGUUUUCAACGUUCAAAUACCGCUAUUGAACGUUGUAUAAAUUCUUCUACAACAGAUUUAGGAGAAUUAAUAACAAAUUUUUCUGAUAUUUAUAAUUGUAUACAACAGUCAAAAAAUCGUAUAGAAAAUGUUCGUAAAUCUUUACGUGAAUGUAAAAAUUUAUUAUUAUUAAAACGACAAGAUAUUCGUAAAUUAUGGUUAUUAACAUUAGAACAAAAUACAUUAGAUCGAAUGUAUUUAAAUGUAUAUGAAUUAAAACAUGUUCCAUCACGUUUACAAUUUUAUUUAAAUAAACGUUUAUAUAUUCAUGCAUCAUUACUUUUAUUAAAAGCAAAAGAAUAUCAAGAAUUACGUUUAAUUAAUGCAUUAUCUAAUAUUGAUUUACAAAUAAAAGAUGAACGUUUAACAUUAGAAGAUCAAUUACGUUUUGAAUUAAUUUAUCAAUUAUUUGAUAAACCAUCUCGUGAUGUACUUGGAAAUAAAAAUUUAUCAACAACAAUAAAUAAACAUGAUCAAAGUUCUGUAUCACGUUUAAGAGAAAAUCGUUUAUUAAGAAAACAACUUGAUCAAGAAUUUGAAGAAGGAAAAUUAUCAUUUGAAUCUCAUUCAUUAGCCAUCAUACCAGAUCAAUAUAUGUUAGUCGAUAUACGUAAUCAACCAUCAAAUAUAUAUUUAGAUGUUUUAUUACAAUCCUUAUCAGUUUUAUCAAAUUUAAAUGAAACACUUGAUUUCGUACAAAAACAAUUUCCUGAACAAUUAUAUCGUAUUAUUUUACGUACAACACAACAUAUUAUUGAUAAUAAUUUAAUUGUAUCAAAUAAUUUAAAUCAAAAUUUAAUUCUUAAUAAUGCUGAUUGUUUAAGAGAUUUAUUAGAAACAACUUAUGAACAAUUUAAAGUUGUUGUCAAAAAUACGGAAUAUUUAAUAAAUAUAUUAAAAUUAUUACAAGAACAUCAAGCACCUAUGCAAAUUCAACAACAAGUAUAUCUUGCAAGUCUAAAACAAACCGAUCAAAAAUUAGAAGAACAUAAAUCAAUUCCAAGUGAAAUAAAAUUUGAAAUUCCUUAUAUAUUUUCUAUUGAAUUUGUUUGGGAAACUAUUCAACAAGUACUUAGUGAUGUUUUAAGUGAAUAUAUUGAUUUUGAUAAUGUACUUGAACCAUUAUCAUCUGAUUCUUCAUCAACAUUACAUUCAACUGAUUAUACUGAUCGUCCAUCAUUAAUUGAUUUUUCACAUUAUUUAACAAAAAAAGCUCCAGCACGUUCACAGCAUAUUCCACGACUUUUUGAAUUUUCUCAAUCUGCUCAAUUUAAUUCCAUGACAUUAUAUUUACAAGAACAAAAUUGUUUUGCUAUGAAACAAGAAACAUCAACAACAAAACAACGUACUACUACAUAUAAACAAUAUGUAUGUAAACCAAAUUAUCGAAAUAUUACAGCUGUACAUGAUAUUCUUCAAAGAAUUAUUGAAGAUAUUGAUACGAAUUAUACAUUACAUCCAACUAAACGUAUUCUUGACAGAAAAUUAACUACAUUUAUUCGUGAUCGUUUUAUUGGUCGUGUUAUAAAAGAUAUUCGUGAAUCUGCUCAAUUAUCAUCAUCAUCAUCAAUAACUGAUCGUAAUCGUCUAAUUGAAUUAAUUCCAUCUGUAUUACAAAAACAACUUGAAUUAUCAAUACCAAUUCUUCAAUCAACAUAUUUAAUCUUUAAAUCUUGUGAAGAAUUAUGUGCAUUAGUUAAAUUUCUUCCAACAUAUGCAGAUGAUUUUUGUCAAGCAAUUGUUGAUCUUUUAUUUAAAAAUCGUGAAUCAUGUUAUAAAUUAUUUUUAUCAAUUGUUGAAAAAAAUGAUGCACUUGGAGUAUCAAUUUAUUCAAAUGAAUGGGUUAAAGAUCCAGAUAUAAAUCGUCAUUUACGUACAAUGCCUGCAUUUGAUGCAUUUAUACGUAUGACAAAACAAGAACAUCCAAUAAAUAAUGAUAAUCAAGAUGAUACUGUUGAAAAUAUACGUUUUAGACAAACAAAAGAAACGGAAACAUUAUUAAUUAAUUUUAGUCAAAAUGAGAUGAAUAUUGAUGAUAUUUGUACAAAUUAUAAACAUAUUAAUGCAUUAGCAACUAUACAUGAAAGUUUAGAUUGGUUAUAUUGUAAAUUAAUAAAUUAUUUUGAUAUAUUAGAUAAAUGUUUACAUGAUACAAAAUGUCUUGAUGCAUUAACACCAACAACAGGUAGAAAUUCAAAUAAGUUUUUAUUAACUCUUUGA